Messenger RNA from Periophthalmus magnuspinnatus, 960 nucleotides. Its product is annotated as olfactory receptor 1-like. Gene Ontology annotation, biological process: G protein-coupled receptor signaling pathway. Gene Ontology annotation, molecular function: G protein-coupled receptor activity; olfactory receptor activity. The coding region runs from base 1 to 960 and encodes 319 amino acids. Gene Ontology annotation, cellular component: membrane. The transcript has a single exon. The record is from RefSeq and is a predicted model, not a curated record. Lineage: Eukaryota; Metazoa; Chordata; Actinopteri; Gobiiformes; Gobiidae.
AUGGAUUUUUUUAACUCUGCACUUGGAAAAAACAUUACUUUUGUGCGGCCUCCUUAUUUUUUAAUAGCUGGUUUAAUUGGCAUUCCACAUGUAAAUUAUUACUAUGCUUUUCUUUUCGCUAUUUAUAUUGUGUCUGUUGUGGGUAAUGUCUUUGUGAUGGUAGUAAUAAUUUUGGAUCGUCGUCUCAGAACUCCCAAAUAUGUUGCAGUGUUUAGUUUAGCCAUAACUGAUCUGUGUGGGACUUGUGCUUUGGUGCCGAAAGUCAUUGACACUUUUUUAUUUCAGCAUAACCGCAUUCCCUAUAAUGACUGCUUAGCCUACAUGUUUUUCUGUUUUGUCUUCCUCUCCAUGCAGUCCCUUAACUUGGUGGCUCUGGCCAUUGACAGACUGAUGGCUAUUGCCGAUCCUCUUCAUUAUCAUGUCAGAGUCACCUUUAAAUUCAUGUUUGCUCUCCUGGGGUCAUUUUGGCUCAGUGUUGUCUUAUUAGUUAUGAUAUCAAGUGGACUUCUCACUCGACUCUCCUUUUGUGAAUCUGUUGUUAUCAAAAGCUAUUACUGUGAUCACGGUCCAAUUUACCGAAUUGCCUGCAACGAUGUGACCCCCAGUCGUGUGGUGGCAGGUCUGUGCCCAAUUCUGCUGCUGUGGAUUCCCUUAAUUUUUAUCUUAGCAAGUUACGUCUAUAUUUCUUACGCUCUGUCCAAAAUAUCUGUAGCACAAGAGAGAAUCAAAGCCAUCAAGACAUGCUCAGGUCAUCUUUCACUGGUGGCUAUUUACUACAUUCCAAUCUUAUUUGUUUAUCGUUUUGCAGCAAAUAUUCAUCCGAAUGUCAGGAUUAUAACAGUUUCAUUAACCACCCUUUUGCCCGCUAUGUUAAACCCAGCUGUCUAUGUUUUACAGACAAAUGAGAUUAGACAUUCAGUAAAAACGACCUUCAAAAUGAAAAAGGUAGCAGUGAAAUGA